UCCGAAAACCCGAUGGCCAAUAGCCACUGGCCAUUCACGAAUCACGAUUCGAGAGCGGAGAUCGAUGAUCGCCGUGUUCCGCCAGAGGGACCCCGAUGCGACUAGACGGCUCAAUUGACUAGAUUUUCUAGUCUAAUUUUAAACGUCCCUGCGUUGGCGGUAUAAAAGGUAGAUAAUGAAUACUAUAUUAUUCAUUCCUCUAGAACACUUCGUAGGCAACAGGUCGAAAUGCGUGCCCUUAUUAUUCUAAGCAUUGUGGCGGUGGCAAGUGCCGGAAGUUUAUCCGGCUAUAAUUACGGCCAAGGUUCCUCCCCUAGUAUUGGAGGUGGUGUAUCCCAGUCCGCUGCACUGGCUGGACCAGUGAGUUACAGUGCCGCUCCCCAAUCCUCGGUUCACAAGGAGUUCUACAGCUUCUAUGCCAAUGAUGCCGACUUUGAAGAUCAUGGUGCUCUGCAGAAGGCUUUGUCGACCAUUAAGAAGAAUGUCCGUGUCAUCUUUAUCAAAUCGCCGGAGAACCGUGGUUACGAGAACGCCGUUUUAGCUCUGGCCAAACAGGCUGCCCAACAACAGACCGCCAUCUACGUGCUCCACAAACAGACUGACAUCAACGAGCUGGCCCAGAAGUUCAAUGCCGUGCGCCAGAAUGCCAACAAGAAGCCGGAGGUACACUUCGUCAAGUAUCGCACUCCCGAGGAUGCUGCCAAUGCCCAGCGUGCCAUCCAAUCCCAAUACGAUCAGCUCGGCGGAACCAGCCAGUCUGUCAACGGUGGCGUGGCAAAUGCCAUCAACUUUGCCUCCCAAGGAGCUGCUCCAGUUCGUGCAGCUCCACAGCAGGCUCCCCAGAGCAACUACUUGCCAGCCUCCAUCCUAAGCCGCCUGCGUCACUAGGGAAUCUCUUUGUUAAACUUUGUUUUCGAAUAAAAAUUAUUUAAUUUGGUUAUCUAAAA
Messenger RNA from Drosophila eugracilis, 947 nucleotides. RefSeq lists its product as uncharacterized. NCBI's taxonomy places the organism in Eukaryota, Metazoa, Arthropoda, Insecta, Diptera, Drosophilidae. The coding region runs from base 229 to 888 and encodes 219 amino acids. The record is from RefSeq and is a predicted model, not a curated record. The transcript has a single exon.